AUGUUGGUAUUAGGAUAUAGAAAAGCUGUUGGACUAGUGGAAAACUGUGUUCCCACAUCGUUGAGCAAUGAUCAAGAGAGCAAGGAAGGGCAGCAAGAACCAUGGUGCAAUAUUCCAAAAGAUCUUUUAGGUUUAAUAUCGUCAUACCUUGUCACUGACGACAGGGCAAUUUUUGGCGCUGUUUGUAGAACUUGGCAAUUGAUCACAAGUGCUUCUAGACCGCUUCCUUCACCUUUUGAUUAUGCAGAUUCUCCACCUCCAUGGCUGUGUUCGUUCCGUAAUGCUGGAAAUAACAUGGAGAGAUGCAAAUUCUUUCAUCCCAUGCAUAAUGAUGCUUAUGAGAUGAAAAUUAAUCCAGAAGUAUCGAAUGCUACGAUCUUAUUCUCAGGAUAUGGUUGGUUGCUACUUUCUAAGGGUUAUGGACAAUUAUUUUUGUUUGAUCUUAUCACAAAACAGAGCAUUGACCUUCCCGAUUGUUCUGAAGAUAUGGUAUCAGUGAUGUCAUUCACUUCUUCUCCGGCUUCUCCUGAUUGUUUGGUAGUUGGAUUAUCAUCUGUAAGUGAUAUAGCCACCUCCUUCACUUACAAACUCGGAGAAGAUAGUUGGAAUGUAUAUUUCAUUGAACUUGACAGACUAUUUCUUACGAAAGAUUGUUCUCCAGUUUUUCACAAGGGAUUAUUCUAUUGUUUGGACAGGAAAGGGUGUUUAAUAGAAUUCAAUCCUAAUGAACCUGACCAAAGUUGGGAUACUUAUAAAAUGCGCCUCCCUGAGCGAGAGUCAGCAGCUCAUCAAACUUUUAUGCUGGAAAAAGAAGAUAACUUGUUGGCUGUUUUGAUUACAGAGGAUUCAAAAAGUGUUCAUGUCUGUAAGUGGGAUGAUGAGGAGAAGAUGUUCCAGCCAAUAAAACGUUUAGGAGACUACAUGCUAUUCGUUAGUCAUGGUGCAUCAUGUUCCGAAAGGGCUAUUGUGAGAGCAACGGAUAAACCACCUUCUGCUCCAAAACGUGCCUAUUGUAUUGAGCUUCGGCUGGCAAUGGCAUACGGUGGGAGUUCCAAGGCAGGCGCUGGGACUUUCUGGGUUCAGAUUAGUACUUAG
This is a messenger RNA of Theobroma cacao (cacao), 1095 nucleotides long. The record is from RefSeq and is a predicted model, not a curated record. NCBI's taxonomy places the organism in Eukaryota, Viridiplantae, Streptophyta, Magnoliopsida, Malvales, Malvaceae.